GCCGGAUCGCUUUCCAAACUAGUUCUACCCACCCGGCUGUCGGUCUCCGUCUCCACCUCCACCUCCUCAAUCCUCUUUUUAAUCCCUCUCCCGAGUCGCCUUGGAUCCUCGAGCGAGUAAUCCCACGAACUCUCGCUGGGUAGAUUAGGGUUCCUGCUCAGAUCUAGGCGUCCUGCGGCCGAGGCCGUACGCUCACCCCACCUUCCCGUUGGCGGCCGCCCCGGCUGAUCGACGCAUCCGUGGGCCUCCUCCUUCCCAGCUCUGCCGCAACCACCAGGUGCCGUACGACCCAGUGCUCAGCCGCCUCAAUCCGCUGCAUCUGCUUCCGUUUAUAGGAAGAAGAAAAUUAUUAAGAGGGUCUUGGACAUUGGCCAGCCGAAGGCGGACAUCGCCUCAUUGAUUUUCACGCCAGCAAGGGAUAGCAGCUCUUGCCACUCUCCGACAAAUGAACCCCUUUUAGAAGAAGAGUUUGCCACGUCGAAGCAAAUGAUGAAUGACAGCAUAAGCAAGCCAGAUGGCGUUGAGCCUGCCAACUAUUAUGUCGAUGCAAAUCCAAGGAUGGUCAAAUUAAUUCCUCCUGCUAGCCGCAGCAAGAGCACUUCAGAAGAAAGUACAUGGACACAAGAGAAGACGGUAAACAUCCCAAUCCCAGCUACAGAAGAGAAGAAGGUUCUAACUGACCACAAACAAGAACAGGGACCAGAGGAAUUACAAAACCUCCUUGAUCUGGACCAAGAGUCCAUCAUGAUGAAGACCAGAUUUCUCAUUUCCAAGUUGAACACUGCUAAUGUACUAGUAUUUCCUUCUACGUGUGAUGAAAAGCAGCAGGUUGAGGUCUACCAGCGGCUCUCCCGGUACUACAUUGAAGCCCUCAAGUUGUCCUCUCUCAAAAAGGAACUGGAUGAUGCACAAAGUAACAAGGAUUUGGACCCUCUGCAUGUAUAUGAAAAUAUUUUCCUUAAGUAUGUCGAAAAGGAUCCUGAAUGGUACUUCCAUCCUGAACAAUGCAAGCUUGCUGGCUUGGACGACUACCAGCGGCUAGUGCUUCGUGAUGAUCCAAUGUACGGAGAUUGGGAUGAGUACCGCCUGACUUACCAUACCUACCGUGGAGAUCUAGAAUAUGUCAAGUUCCGUGAGGAGAUAUCAGCGAAAAUUAAGUGGAUUGAAGAUGAAGCAGCACUCUUGGGGGAUCAGCGGAUGAAAAAUGAGCUAGUGGCUCUCUUCCAAUCAUUGAAGAUUGCACUGCAGUUUCGUAAUAUUCCUGGACGUUCAGUUAUGUCUGGCUUCAGAGAGCAUAUAAAUAACCUUCGGUUCGACUUCAAAGACAGGAAGGACUUGGUCGGUCUCUAUCUUGAGUUAUGGAGAAGGGUUGCUAAGAAUAAGGUGAAUUUCGGUGAGGCUUUGAGGCAAUUGUAUAAAGAGGACAUUUUCCCCUCCCGCAAGGGUUUGAUCAAAUUUGCGCUGGAUAGCUGUCCAGACACCAGUUUGAUAAAAUAUAACUAUGAUACCUACGUGGAUGGCAUUAAUGAGAAGCUUCCGGAAGACAAAGCUCAUCCCUUGAUCACAGAGGCCGUUAAGAAAAUGUUUAAGAAAAGGAAGAACUAUUUGGAUUACACCAGAAAGAAGUUGGAAAUCGCAGCACGCAUUGGAUUGAUUCCCACAACAGCCUAGAGGUUACUGCACAACGCGAGGAAAACCACGGUGAAGCAAAGGGUGCAAGAGUGAGCCGAGGGAAGCUAUGGCGUGAGCGAAGAAUGGUCUCUGGUGCUGAUUCCACCCUGCGCCCUGUCCCAUGAGCCGCAAGAGUGAGCUGAGGGAAGUUAUGCCAUGAGCUAAGAAUGGGUGGUUUCCGGUGCUGAUUAUAUCCUCCUCUCCGCCCCAAUGAGCUGCUGGCUCUUUUAUGAUGUCAUCGUCAUGUAAUAGCUUAGAUUUUUUGGAGCGUAGAACUUACUAGAAGCACAGGCGCCCGAUGCUGCGCCCGGUUCCACAAUACUAAUGUAUCACUAUGGUUCUAUAUAGUCCAAUAUUCUUUCCA
This is a messenger RNA of Triticum urartu, 2035 nucleotides long. RefSeq lists its product as uncharacterized. The record is from RefSeq and is a predicted model, not a curated record. NCBI's taxonomy places the organism in Eukaryota, Viridiplantae, Streptophyta, Magnoliopsida, Poales, Poaceae.